Messenger RNA from Cololabis saira (Pacific saury), 8635 nucleotides. It is a transcript of the gene polq, whose product is annotated as polymerase (DNA directed), theta. Gene Ontology annotation, molecular function: ATP binding; DNA binding; DNA-directed DNA polymerase activity. The transcript is spliced from 35 exons. Lineage: Eukaryota; Metazoa; Chordata; Actinopteri; Beloniformes; Belonidae. The record is from RefSeq and is a predicted model, not a curated record. The coding region runs from base 198 to 8399 and encodes 2733 amino acids. Gene Ontology annotation, biological process: double-strand break repair via alternative nonhomologous end joining; DNA-templated DNA replication.
UCUGUUUGAUUUCGGAUUUGUUUACUUCGGAUCGUUUAUCCGAAAAUAUAAUCCAAAAUAUUUACUUAGAAAGUGACGCUCGUUUUCAAAAACAUUAAAUACAGUUUAUAAGCCUGGGUAAAGAGUUUACAUAUAUGCCAUGUUAAAUAACAUCCACUUUCUCCAACGUUUUUUCAAAACAGUACAACUUUUGCGGCAUGAAAAAGAAGAAUUACAUGGGACAGCACCAAAUCAAAAAGAAAACAAGCAUCCAAGUUGAUGAUAAGCCUCCAGACCAAACAAGAAAAUUGCAAAACUUUAAUGGAAAUAACCACAUGGGAGGAGGAGGUGUCAUCACGCUGUGUCAAGCCUCCGUAGCCCUUGAUGAAAAGAUGCCGCAGGGGCUUGAUUGUUUUGGUCCUGUGAAGGCUAUAACCCUCAGAAACAGACAUGCUCAAGAAGAACCAACAUCAUCAACUGCCUUUGCUCCUCCACGCCCUCUUGCUUCAACUUCCUCCAGUAAAACAGGGAGGGACUCAGUGCAGAUGAGGGAGAGGGCAUCUCUUCAGCCAACACACAUGGUACCCAAUGCUGCUCCUAAUUCUCAGGAGAAAGACUGCCAACGUAAAAGCAACUGUAAGCGCCCAGCAUGGAGAGCCGGUUGCAAAGACCUUGCUCAGAAACUUCUCUUCAGUGAGGACUCUGAUAAAGUGGAGCCUCCUCAGAGAGAGCUUGAAAACAACAAUCCAACGCAUGGCUCCACCUGUGCCAACACUCUGUCCAACAAAGAAACUCAAAGCAGUCAGAAUGCAAAAAGCUCCAAAAAGCAGAAGUUCAGAAGAAAGAGCUCUUCUCCUAGAACGGACGAACAUGGAUCAAGUAAAAACACAGAUCCACCUCUGGAUGUAUCCACGAACUACAUCUUGUUCAGCCCCACCCGUCUUGCAGCAGCUAUGAAGAGGGCUAAACUCCAACAAUCAACGCAGAAUCAGUCUGCUUCUGUACUCACAGUCCCUGACGGUUUGGAGUUGAGCACCCUUAGUACCACUCUACCCCAACCAGGCAUUGCUUUGCAUGCUCCUACAGAGCCAACUGAAAUGCUGCUGUUGUCCAGCUGGGGUUUACCAAAACCUGUUCUUGAACGCUACCGAAAGCAUGGAGUGACACAGAUGUUCGAGUGGCAAGCUCAGUGCCUCGCUGUUGGACAGGUUCUACAUGGAGGCAACCUGGUGUACUCUGCUCCUACCAGUGCUGGAAAAACUCUGGUGUCAGAGCUGCUGAUGCUGAAGCGUGUCCUGGAGACAAAAAGGAAAGCCCUCUUCAUUCUGCCGUUUGUUUCUGUGGCCAAAGAGAAGAUGCAGUACCUGCGGAGUGUAUUUGUAGAGGCUGGAGUUCGUGUGGAGGGGUACAUGGGCAGCACUUCAGCUGCUGGAGGGUUCAAAGCGCUGGAUGUGGCUGUUUGUACCAUAGAAAAAGCCAAUUCUCUAAUUAACAGACUCAUUGAAGAGGAUAAUAUGGGUCUCCUCGGAAUGGUGGUGGUAGAUGAGUUACAUAUGGUUGGAGAUUCUGGAAGAGGUUACCUGCUGGAAUUGCUUCUAACAAAAAUCUGCUACAUUGCACAAAAGCAGAACACCACAGGGUCUCUCUCUGAGGGCGUGCAGAUCAUUGGUAUGAGUGCCACUUUGCCGAACCUGUCCCUCCUGGCCGACUGGUUAGGUGCAGAGCUUUACCAGACGGAUUAUAGGCCCGUACCGCUGCAGGAGCAUCUCAAAGUAGGCGGCAACAUCUACGAUAAGACCUUCUCCGUGGUGCGCCAAUUCACCCCUGCAAUCCAAGUCAAGGGCGAUGAUGACCACAUUGUGAGCUUGUGUUAUGAAACAGUGAAAGAGGGCCACUCUGUGCUGCUGUUUUGCCCGUCGAAGAACUGGUGCGAGAAACUGGCAGACACGGUUGCUCGACAGUUCUAUAACCUCAGACGUUCUGCUUGUGAGGGGGAAGCAGAGCCUCAGCCAGUGUGUCUAGAUCAGGAUAGGCUUGUGGAUGUAAUAGCUCAGCUGAGAAGAACUCCUGCCGGUUUAGACCCCAUCCUGCAGCGCACUGUGCCGUGGGGGGUGGGGUUCCACCAUGCCGGUUUGACUUUUGACGAGCGUGAUGUGUUGGAGGGAGCUUUUCGUCAGGGCUUGAUCAGAGUCCUAGCCGCCACGUCCACCCUCUCUUCAGGGGUUAAUCUUCCAGCUCGCAGGGUCAUCAUUCGAACGCCAACUUUCAAUGGACGUUUGCUGGACCCGCUCACAUACAAACAGAUGGCUGGACGAGCAGGAAGAAAAGGAAUAGACACCACAGGUGAAAGCAUGCUUGUUUGUAAGCAGGUAGAGUCCAAAAAAGGUAUUAGUCUCCUUCAGGGUGCUCUUCAGCCGAUCAGCAGCUGCCUGGUGAGAAGGGAAGGCGACGGUGUCAGCACAAGUAUGCUGCGAGCCAUCCUGGAGAUAAUAGUUGGAGGUGUCGCCAGCACUCCACAGGACGUGGGCUUGUACGCUUCAUGCUCGCUUCUAGCGGCCAGCAUGAAAUGCGACAAGAAGAAAGCAUCUAAGGAAGAGAGCAACAAAGGAGCUAUUGAAGCCUGUGUGGAAUGGCUGAUGGAGAAUGAAUUCAUUAGUAUCCAGAAAAGUGGACAAGAUGAACAGUAUUGUCCAACUCAGCUGGGUGCUGCCACGCUCUCUUCUUCCCUCUCUCCUCCAGAGGCUUUGGGAAUAUUUGCAGAUCUCCAGCGGGCCAUGAAGGGCUUUGUACUCGAAAAUGAUUUGCACAUUCUGUAUUUGAUAACACCUUUAUAUGCAGAGUGGACCACCAUAGAUUGGUAUCAGUUCUUCUGCUUGUGGGAGCAGCUGCCGUCAUCGAUGAAGAGAGUGGCAGAGCUCGUGGGCGUCCAGGAGGGCUUCCUCGCACGCUCCGUCAAUGGAAAGCUUGUUGCAAAGACAGAAAAGCAGCAUAGGCAGAUGGCUGUUCAUAAACGGUUUUUCACUACUCUCGUGCUACAAGAUCUGGUCAGUGAGGUACCUUUGGGAACAGUUUCAUCCAAAUACAACUGCAACCGUGGGCAGCUACAGUCUCUCCAGCAGUCUGCUUCCACAUAUGCAGGUAUGGUAACGGUGUUCUGCAAGCGUCUGGGCUGGCACAACAUGGAGCUGCUGUUGUCCCAGUACCAGACCAGGCUGAGCUUUGGGGUCCAGAGGGAGCUCGUGGACCUGGUCAGGGUUUCCCUUCUGAACGCAACACGGGCCAGAGCGCUUUACGCUCAGGGUCUCUGCACCGUUGCAGAACUAGCCAGGGCUACCCUGGCCGAUGUGGAGAAAGCCCUGAGGAAUGCAGUCCCGUUCAAGAGCUCGAAGCGUGCGGUGGAUGAAAGCGAGAUGGAGGCGGCAGAGAGAAGAACGCUCCGCUGUGUUUGGGUCACCGGAGGACGAGCUCUGACCGAACAAGAAGCAGCCGUGGAGAUAGUGUCCGAGGCGAGGCUCCUCCUCCAGGACGAUCUGGCACAGUUAGGAGUUCGGUGGGAUCCAGCAACACUUCCUGCAGGAGCUCCUCCCGCGUCCAGCCCUGAUGAUCCGUCCACCGGAGGGUCAGACACUUCUUCUGCUUCCUAUCUGAGUCCACAUGAAGCACAGAGGGACGAAGGGCGCCACAAGAGUGGAGUCACUGGCAGGCAGAAGGGAGAGACUGAAAAAGAUGUUGAAAUUGAGAAGAGGAUGGCAGAGGAGAGAAAUGCAGAUGAAACAGUAGACGGACAGACAAUCAGUGAAGUUCCUCUAAAAGGAGCCAAAGAAAGAAUGAAAGCACAGGAAAAUAAACCAGUGCGACAUUGCACUGGAAGCUCAGAAGAAAUACAAGAUAAAGGGUCAGAACAAGAGGGGGGAGAGGACAGGGAACCAACACCAACAGAGGGAGAGACAAAUAAAGAAAGCAUUUCCGUAAGAUCAGAGAAUCCUCAUUUGAAUCCACCUGCUGCUGCUGCUGAAAGGAGCCUAACGCAGGAAUUGGCUGAGAUCCUUUCCAGUCCCUUACCUCAACCACCGCCACAGCCUCAGUCCUCGCCUUAUCUGGCGCCACCACCGCGCUUUAGAGCGCCAAUAUGCCGCUUAGAACAGCAAACAAGGACAGCAAAAGGGAAGCACAUCACAACGCUCACUGCCUCACCUUUGCAUCCAGGGAGACUCGAGCAUUCCAGAGCCUUGAGCAAAGUUCUGCAUUCCAUACGAUCUGAAAAAGGCCCUCAAGAUAUAAAAGAGCAUGCUGAGGCAUCCAACUCAGAACCAACAACUGUCCCAGCUCCCGCCCCAGCUCCCGCCCCGGCUCCCGUCCCGGCUCCCGUCCCGGCUCCCGUCCCGGCUCCCGUCCCAGCUCCCGUCCCGGCUCCCGUCCCAGCUCCCGUCCCUCUACAUGGAAACACCCGUUCGGAUCAUCCAGACUCUUCCUCGUCCGUCUCUCGCGCCUCUGUUCCCAUGUUCUCUCCCGAGGCCAAACGAAGAAAGAUGGCCCCCGUCGAGGUAGAUAAGUUUUCAUCACCCGAGCUAUACGCAGGCGAUAAAACAGGGGAAAGCUUUGGGGACAGUUUCGAGUUGGACACUCAGACAGAAAGAAUAAUGGUUCAACAUUGCAGAGACGGCGCCGAUGGAGGGGCAGAUAAUUUGAUAGAAAGGCAAAACGGGAGAGAUGAGGAAAUGGUAGAAGCAGCAGUAGAGCAAGUGGAAAACACGGAGGAGAGAAGAACUGAAGUCCCACACGUUAUAUCUCCUGUAUUUAAUAUUUCUCUGACGGACAGCCAGAUGGAACGUCUCCUCAACACCAGCCACCAGAUAUCCCCUGGUUCAGCUGAUGGCGAUGACAUGGAUAAAGCUGAAGAUGAUCAUCGACCCGCCGAUGCUAAUAAUGAUGCGAUAUCUGAGAGUUUUAACAGGAGCAGCAGCUUUCUGUUUGACAGCUUGUACGACAGCCCUCAGCCUGCAGCUCCGGGGCCACACCGGAGUCCCGACCGGUCCGACGAAGACGCAUCUGCAAGUCGGGGGGUCGGAGUGGAGUGCCCUCUUCCAUCCACGCAGCAGAGGAGACGCAGCGAGGUUCUCGCCAACCAGGAAGCGGAGGAGCAGGAAGCGGUCCGCUGGGGCGAGUCCUUCUUUAACCUGUCGGAGUGGGGCGACUCGCUGUUGGUCGGGGAGCACUUUCUGGAGAGGCAGAGUUUCUUAGGAUACACUGAGAGAACUGAAAAAGAGAAAGAGGUCCAGCCUGCAAGCAGCGACCACGAUCCAUCUGAAGAGCGGCGGUUAACUUCCCCGUCUGGACCGGGCCGGGAACAGCUGCCACUUAAUAACACCGGUACUCAAAACCAGUGUGAUAAAGAACAGGCUUGCACUAGUACAGCACAUGCUAAAACGUGUAAAAAGGUUAUGAAUGAAGACUUUGUAGAAGGGAGGCGUAGAAUAAUUACUGAAGGAAGUGAAACUGGAAACAAGAAAACAGAUGAAGAGCAAGAAAAAGAGGAAAUUGCUGUUUUAUUUUCAAAUGAUGGCGUUUUUAAAAAUGCGCCUGCUUUUGAGUGCAGUCCUGGUUUGCAGGAGAUAUUCGACCGCUGGCCCAGCAUGUCGGACCAGCCUGGCUCCGCGGCCUCUCAAGCUGCUGCCGAUCCAGCAGCACAACUGGGCCGAAAGAGGAAAAAGCCACAACAGUCGGAUCCUGCAGAGAAGGACUCCCAACCCGGAGAAAUGGAGAACGUGGCGGAGAGAGCUGGCUCUGCCGCUGACCUCAUCCCCCCAACUCAGGAAAGACCCCCCGUCACACCGAGAAUAAAACUGACCACCUCGUCCGUCCAGUCACCCGUCAGCACUCGGCCACUUAACCAGUCAACUCCCUCCGACCAUUUUCAAGGAAAUCCAGCAACCUCAAAUUGCCCCACGUCUCACACAGGAAGCAAUAAUCAUCCAUCAGCAGCUGCUUUGGCCUCCGACGGCAAACGGGAGGCAAAUGCGAUACCAAAAAAGGAAAGGAAGUCUGUCACAAGCUUAAGUUCAAAACUUAAACCCUCGGCACAGAUUAGCGAGGGCAUCAACCUUCCCAGAGAGCACACUUCUCCUCCCGCUCCCCCUUCGGACACGGCGUCCCCUGCGGCUCCUGAAGGCUUCACUCUGCAGUUGUCCCAGGACGAAUCGCUCUGUUCCAGCAGCUCUGGGACGUUCUCCAUCAUUGAUGUGGCAAGUGAUAGGCGCCUCUUUGACACAUUCAUUAACGAAUGGAAAACAAAGGAGCGGUUCUCUCUGGCUUUGGCCUGUGAGAAGAGGGAGCACAGACAGCAACCAGAGGAGGAAAAGAGAGACAAACACAGGAGAGCAACAGCAGCUCAUCCGUGGCCGGAGCAUGGAUUUCCUGUAAGGGACAGUGAGGGACUUGUGUUGACGGGACUGGCGGUCUGCUGGGGAGAGAGGGAUGCGUACUACGUAUCUCUGCAGCAAAGGCAGAGCCGAGGUCUGAGUUCCAGUUUGGCUCCUCCUCCGCUGGAUGAUGAUUUGCCAGUAAGUGAAAGGCUGGACAAGGUGAAAGCCCAUCUGAACGGACAGUCUGCUGGUCACCGGGCCGUAGAGACGUACGAUAUCAUCACGGUGUACAAGACUCUAGUUCUGAGCUGUGGAAUCAGCUUGGAGGGAAACUGUGAAGAUCCGAAGGUUGCGUGCUGGCUGCUGGACCCCGGCAGUGAAGAGAGGACCAUUUCCAACAUGGUGACGGUUUACUGUCCUGAAGAACUACCUCUGCUGGACGGACUCGGAAAUGCACAUUCCUACUGUCCUCGGGUGAGGGCAGCGACCCGGAGCGUGCUCAUACACGCCGCCAUGAAGCACCUCACUGGUCUGCUGGACGCAGACUGCCUCCUAGAUUUAUUCAGGAAAAUCGAGAUGCCUUCCCAGGUGUGUCUGGCCCUGUUGGAGCUUAACGGAGUCGGCUUCAGUGUGGAGGAGUGUGAAAGACAAAAACACGUGAUGCAGGCCAAGCUCUCGGCGCUGGAAGCCGAAGCUUACGGCCUGGCCGGGCACAGCUUCUCCCUCACCAGCGUUGACGACAUCGCACAGGUGUUGUUCUUGGAGCUCCACCUGCCUCCCAAUGGAGACGUGGAUGGACCGAAGAGCAAGAAGACUCUGGGCUACACCAGGAGAGGUGGAGGCCGAGUACGGCUCGGAAAGCAGUUUAGCACCACCAAGGAUGUUCUGGAGAAGCUCCGUCCACUCCACCCGUUGCCAGGUGUGAUAUUAGAGUGGAGACGGAUCACUAACGCUUUGACCAAAGUGGUGUUCGCCCUGCAGAGGGAGAAGCAAUACCACCCCACGCUGGAGAUGGACAGAAUACACUCCAUCGCUCAGACCCACACUGCCACAGGUCGAGUGAGCUUCACUGAGCCCAACAUACAGAACGUCCCCAAAGACUUUGACAUUUACAUGCCGACCGUGGUGGGGGAGAGUCCUCCUUCUCAGAAUGGCGUCCGCACGACGUCCAAACCAGGAAGAAGGAGGUCGUCUGUUGUGCCAAAAGUCCCAGCUGGACCUGCGAAACAGGGCCCAGCGUUCUCCGUCAGCAUGCGGCAUGCUUUCAUUGCCUUCUCAGGAGGAAUGAUAUUAGCAGCUGAUUACUCCCAGCUCGAGCUGAGACUGCUGGCUCACCUCUCCAAGGAUCAGCGCCUCCUGCAGGUGCUGAAUGGAGGAGCAGAUGUGUUCCGCUGCAUCGCCGCCGAGUGGAAAAAUAUUGACCUAGAUUCUGUGCAGGACGGCCUCAGACAACAAGCAAAGCAGAUUUGUUAUGGGAUCAUCUACGGGAUGGGAGCAAAGUCUUUGGGCGAGCAGAUGGGAGUGGAGGAGGAUGAUGCGUCAUGUUACAUCGAGAGUUUUAAAUCCAGAUACAAAGGAAUAAAUAGUUUUCUUAAACAAACUGUGAAGAACUGUGUAAAGGACGGUUAUGUUAAGACGCUGAUGGGCCGUAGGAGGUAUUUAGCUGGAAUCACCAGCACCAAUAUGCACAUCAAAGGACAUGCAGAGCGCCAGGCCGUGAACACAACCGUGCAGGGUUCAGCGGCUGACAUUGUAAAACUGGCUACUGUUAACAUCCAAAAACGGCUACGAAAAACUUACCCGACAGCGCCGCUGUCACACCAACACACAUGUGCAGCAUAUAAUCAACGCAGAGCGGGGAGAUCGCAGCUCAGGGGAGCCUACUUCGUCCUGCAGCUGCACGAUGAACUCAUAUACGAAACCACAGAGCAGGACCUCAUCCAGGUUGCACAGAUAGUCAAGCGGGAGAUGGAGUCGGCGGUGAAGCUGCAUGUGAGGCUAAAAGCCAAAGUCAAAGUUGGACCCAGCUGGGGAAACUUGCAGGACCUGGAUAUAUGAACCAAAUGUUUAACCAUGAAAUCAGGAGUGAUCCUUGUCUUUGUUUUGUAAUUUAUGUGGAUACUAUCAUUUGCACACAAUUUUUAAUCAUUACUCUCAUCUAUGAAAUGUAAAAUGAAUAUAGUUUAUGAUUUUACUGUUAAUAUGCACAAGCCUUUAAAUAUGCAUAAAUCAAUUUAGUAGUGUGCAGCAUAAUUAAAAGUAUUGUAUACCAGCAAUAUUGGGAUAUCAGAUGU